GGAUAUGCGUAUUCCAAUACAGGCUUAGGAAUGAGUUCAUCAAAGUGUAAUAAGUGUCAGUGUAAGUGUAGAGCGUAGUAAAUGUGAGGUUGCUGCAAAAAUAGUGUCAAAAUAUUUGAGAUUAGAAGAAUGGCUAAUUUGCGUUUAUUUAUCUCAUCGACUACAAAUUUAUUAAAUAAUUAUGGAUUGGCAAGAUGCUCCUUAAUGAAAAGAGGAUACAGCGUAUUUCCACCAAGGUAUGUUCCGCCAAUAUAUAGAAAAGAAGAUCAAGAAACUCUGUUUCAAAGCGAUGAAGCAAAAAAGAUUAUGCAUGAGCAAGUGAAGCCAGCAUUAGUUACUGACACAUGUUCCGAGUUCCGUGAUGAAAGAGUGUUGAAAUUCAUCAAUACUCUUAUGAAGAAUGGAAAUAGGAAAUUAGCAACACUAUUGGUAACCAAAACUUUUGAAUGUGUCAAAAGAUUACAAUUGGAGCGCUAUCACAAGACAACGUCGAGUGAAGCAAAAAGUAAUAUUGAAUUGAAUCCGUUUGUAAUUUUCCAUCAGGCUGUUGAUAAUUGUACACCAAUUUUACAAUUGAGAGGUUGCCGAAGAGGAGGAAUCACAUAUCAGGUUCCUGUUCCAAUUACACCUAUAAUGGCACAGCACAAGGCCAUGUUAUGGUUAAUCCAAGCUGCAAACGGAAAAGACAGACUUGUGAGAAUUUAUGAUGCAUUAGCCAAGGAAUUAAUAGCAGCUUCUCAGAAUCAGGGUCAUGCAGUGAAGACAAAGCUAGAGUUACACAAAAAAUGCCAAGAUAAUCGGGCUUAUGCACACUUCAGAUGGUUAUAAGUAAGAUAGGUUCUAUAAAUAAUGUAUAAAUAAACUUUUGAAACUUAAUAA
Solenopsis invicta (red fire ant) is the source of this 879-nucleotide messenger RNA. RefSeq names its product 28S ribosomal protein S7, mitochondrial (gene mRpS7). Lineage: Eukaryota; Metazoa; Arthropoda; Insecta; Hymenoptera; Formicidae. Gene Ontology annotation, cellular component: ribosome. Bases 130 to 828 code for a protein of 232 amino acids. Gene Ontology annotation, molecular function: rRNA binding; mRNA binding; structural constituent of ribosome. The record is from RefSeq and is a predicted model, not a curated record. The transcript has 5 exons. Gene Ontology annotation, biological process: translation; ribosomal small subunit assembly.